GGAGGAUGAUGUGGCUCAGUGAUACCAAGCAAACCGAAGAGAACGACGAUGGUGACUCAGACCUGGAGAGUAGUCUGAGUAGCAGUGCUAGUGCUGUAGGCGAAGAAGUACCGAUUUGGGUGAGAGGGGACCAGAGGUGGGUGUCUGGGAUCACAGAACAAACCACUUGUAGGGACGUUGUCCAGGUGCUGUUACAGGACGAACAAGCUAGGGGCAGACCAGUAAGCUCUCUCGACAAAUAUGUGAUCACAGAAAGAUGGAGGGGUGUCGAGCAACCAUUAGAAGAUACAGCUAAAUUACUAGAUAUAUGGAACACUUGGGGAACUGCACAAACAGAGGCAAGUAUUAAUCACACCUAUUGAGAAGUUCAGAAGUUAGUUUCUGCUCUAGCUGAUCAGUCAAUUUUUCUUCAAAAUGGAUGAUAAAGGUAAAGCUGUCAUUACGCCGCGGUUACCACCACCAACAUCACAACAGACACGCAACAGAAGCUGAUUGCGAAGGCAUGUUUGUAACCUCGGGACACCGCCACCACAGACCUCCCAGCCUGGCGCGCAAAUCACGUUGCCGCUCGGAGUCCAGCGAAAGCGCCGCAGCCUGGAAAACAGUGCAUCCCAAGAGGCUCAAUCAACUGCACAGUCAGUACAGUAGCGCGACAGCUACCAACGAAGAGCUGCUCAGGUUGGUGCUCAAGCAGGGGGAGGUCAUACGCAAACAGCUCAAAAAACUUAGACACAGCGAGCACCAAAUUGGAUACCUAGAAGAUAAAACCCAUCGCGCUAGGGUGAAGAAACAUGGUAGUAACUAUCUACUUGAGACCUACUUGAAGGGACUCUCAGAUGCUGUGGAUCCUGAAGCAGACAGCAGCUUAGCAGUUGACAAGAAUAGUGAUAGUGGAGUUAUGACAGAGGGAGACAGCGAGCAGUCUCAUAACAACAAUCCCAAAAUUACCAAAAACACUAAGACCUUAGAACGCUUAUCUUUAUCUUCCGAGGAAUUCGGCAAGGACCUAAAAGACGACGACACCAGUUCCACAGUAAGUGAGGCCACAGUUCGAGAACAACUGGAACUGUACGAAAAAAUAACAAAAGUGAACAAAAGGCUUCUCAAAGAAGAAGAAGCACUCGUGAGGUUGGACGUAAACAUCCGAAAAUACGAAAAAAACAAAGAAGGCACCGAAGAGGUCAGCAAAGCUCUAAAUAAACUCAGAACCGACAUGACUAAAAGCGCUUGCGAGAUGCAACACAAUGAAAUCGUCUUGGAAGAAAUCGUGGAAAAACUAGAGAGUAGGAGGUUGUAUCUGGACAACCUGUAUAGAGAUAUAGCAAAUGAAGAUAAGGAGUAUGAAAUGCUGCAAGCGUUGCUCUUCAGCAAAGCUCAGCAGGCAUCUGAGUACGAAAGCAGGAGGUACCGACCUCCUCAGUUGUACCAAACCAAAGAAUUGUUAGAUACCCUAGUAUAGAAAUUUAGCACUUUGAAUGAACUAUAGUGCAUAAAUCCUAAUCAUGCUUACUUGCGUCUAAAUUUCGCGGCUUCAAAGGUAAAGCUUUUCGAACGAUAUGCUGUAAUGUUGAAGGCAUACUUGAGGCUCGAUCUCGAUCUUUAAAUGAGGUACAUAAAAACGUGUUUUCUAGAUCACGCAGGUAGACAUGAUUAGAAACCGGACAUCAGUCAAUGUACAGAAAUGAAGUAGAAUAGCUCAGCAUACAGAAAAAAUUUUAUGGAAAACGCAGCCAAUGGGUAGUAAAGAUUACUAUUAAAUAUCCGACUCAAUGAUACAAAGGGUACUAUAAAAGUUUUGUAAUACAGCUUUAUAUAUUGACUUCGUACGAAGUAAUUCCCACCACAUUCAAUAUACUUCUCCAUCCGCCAAAACCAGUCCUUAAACUAGCUCUGCCAAGUUUCACCCGGGAGUGCGGCAUACUCGUUAUCCCAAGCCCUCAGAAGGUCCUCAUCGCUAGAAAACCGUUUUCCUUUUAGCUUUUUUUCCCAUGCGGACACGGUGCAAAGUCGCAAGGAGCAAGAUCUGGAUUGUAAGGAGGGUGCUCAAUAAAUUUCAGUAGUCAAAUACUUGGUGCAGGUUUUGGCGCGGUGAGCUGGACCAUUGUCAUGGUAGAGUGUCGAUUCUUGACUUUGGCCGAAGGUUUUUCAUAGACUCGGUGGCUUUAGGCAGUCACUGUUCUGUGUGCCACUUAGCUGUGACUGUCUUCUGUGUGUCAAAAACGACACAAUUUCUGACAGCUGCGGGUGUGUCCUCAUCAUCAAAGACCCAAGCUUUGUUUUGAGCCUUGGUCGGCACAUCGUAAUAGUCGUCACCUGUCACGAUGGUGUUCACAUACCGAGAUUGCCCCUUACCAAACAUUCUCAGCAUCUUUCGGUACCCAGAGAGAACAAAGUUUCUUUACAUGUAAAUGGCCAUGCAUAAUUGAAUGAAUUGAUGGUGCAUGAAUGUGUAAGGUUUCUAUCUGUUGGUAUGUCACUCUCCAGUCAUCGUUAAGCAUUUUCCUUACAGCAGUAAUGUUUUCUUCUGUUACUGACGUUCGCGGCCUUCCUUCCCUCUCACCGUCCUCCAGAGGGAAAUUGCUCCUUUGGAAUUAUCUGUACCACCUGAAUAUAGUCGGACGAUGGACUGGUCUAUGCUUACACCACGCGUGAAGUUAUACCGUAAGACUACCCUUAUCUCACUAUAUGAUCACGAUGCCAUAGUCCGCACUUUACACUGUCCAAACACUGUCAAUAUGAAUGAACAACUAAAUCAACAGACGUGUUGCUGGCGGCUACUAUGUACUCAUGGACACAUGUCUCAACAUGCAGUAACAUGCAGCCUCCUACGUCCGUUUGUUCAGUCUUAUUGCAGAACUUUUAUAGUACCCUUGUACAUUAAGAAAAUCCUGAAGAAGUAAACUUUCAAAGUAUACGGCGCCGUCUCGCAUCAUUAUUAUAUUGAGGAAGCCGCCGCAAAUUGGCUAAGCUUUCCUCCUCUCCUAAUGUUUUGUAGUACAAUUAUAUUACUUAUUUGCCUCCGGACCGAAACGUCUAUCGAUGAAUGAAUCGACUUUGAGGGAAAAUAUGGAAUAUACCUGUAUACUUACCUCUGUAUGCGAAGCAUCAAAAAUGAAAAUAAUUGAUCUUUAUCAGUUACCAGUGAAAGAGUGUCGCAGUAUGUUUAAUAUUUUCAAACUUAUUUGUCGUUUAAGUAAGGCCUAAAUAUGAGCGUUUAAUGACACCGUUCGACAAAAUUCGCUAAAGUUAGCGCCUUGCUAGUCAGUUCAGAUACAAGACAAUAUAUAGAGAAAUCCAUAAGCUAAUUUUAAUAACGUCACUAUUUAUAAUACCAAUCAGCACCUGUCGCUUUCGUAGUUUUAUUCAGCGAUGAGUUAUGGUUGUGUAAUGACUAAAUGAUUGUCAAAUACAGAUGAUAAACUAUUUUUAAUACCAAAUAUGUUGUACCUAAUAGUUUUCCAUAUUAACAUAGUUAUUUGAAUGGACUUGUUGAAAUUUGUAAUAUAUAUGUUUAUGACAA
Acanthoscelides obtectus is the source of this 3520-nucleotide messenger RNA. The record is from the annotation of a GenBank genome assembly. NCBI's taxonomy places the organism in Eukaryota, Metazoa, Arthropoda, Insecta, Coleoptera, Chrysomelidae.